ACAAAUUUAGCACCAAAAUAUCACGAUAUUUUGAAAACAUUGACUACAAAAAUGGCUUGGAUAAUCCAGAAACUUGGAUAAGCGAGGCUUGGAUAAGUGAGACUCUACUGUAUAUAUAGAUUCCUUCCAACGAAAUGAUCCUGAGGGCUAAUUUAGCAGUUGCUCCCUGUUUUCUGCACUGCAUGACAAGCUGCAUUGCAACUCUAGGCUGUGUAUUUAUCAAACUCCCUUACCUUUUCCAAGAGGUGUGCCUCACAAACAUUGGCUGCCUCCAAAGGCUACACUUCCAGUAGGGACCCAAAGCAAAGUUCUUGGGGAAAGCGCAGAAGAGGUUAAGGAGCAGCUGAGGGUAUGAAAAAACCCAAUUCUAAUUGAAGGAAAGGCUACAUUGAAUGCAUAGGGUGCUUUCCUUUGCUGCCAGGUCUUGCUUGGGACUCCUCCAAGGUAGCAAAAGAUCCUCUCCUCACAGCUGAAACCAUGGCAAAAAGAAUAGCAGUUAUUGGUGCCGGUGUAAGUGGACUAACAUCCAUCAAAGCCUGCCUAGAAGAGGGACUUGAGCCCACUUGUUUUGAGCAAAGCAAUGACAUUGGAGGACUUUGGAGAUUCACAGAAAAACUGGAAGAAGGGCGGGCAAGCAUCUAUUAUUCAGUUGUCACCAAUACCUCCAAAGAGAUGACGUGCUUCAGUGACUUUCCAAUGCCAGAACACUUCCCAAACUUUCUGCAUAAUUCCAAGUUUCUGCAAUAUUUGCAUCUGUAUGCAAAGCACUUUGAUCUCCUCAAAUACAUCAAGCUUAAGACCACAGUCCUCAGGAUAGAAAAAAGCCAGGAUUACUCAAUCAGCGGUCAAUGGGCUGUGGUUACAGAGAAAGAUGGGAAACAGGAAUUCUUCAUCUUUGAUGCUGUCAUGGUCUGCACAGGUCACCAGAAUGAAGCAUAUAUCCCGCUGAAGGAUUUUCCUGGUUUUGAAAAGUUCAAGGGGAACUAUUUCCAUAGCCAAAAUUAUAAGGAUCCAGAUGGAUUUAUGGGAAAGACGGUUUUGAUAAUUGGAAUGGGGAAUUCAGCGGCUGACAUUGCUGCAGAGAUCUGUAGGAAAGCAAAGAAGGUCUUCAUCAGUACCAGAAAUGGCUCCUGGGUGAUGAGCCGAGUGGAUGACAAUGGCUAUCCCUGGGACACCAUCUUUCACACCCGCUUCAAGAAUAUGAUUCAGAAUUCACUCCCUUGGUUCCUUUUGCAAUGGAUGAUAGAAAAAAAGAUGAACCAGUGGUUUAACCAUGAAAACUAUGGCCUAGUGCCAAAAAACAGGUCACUGCUGAAAGAACCAGUGUUCAAUGAUGAUCUUCCAAGCCGUAUCCUGUGCGGAGCUGUGACAGUGAAGCCUUCUAUCAAGGAAUUUACCGAAACCUCUGCCAUUUUCGAAGAUGGGAGUAUAGAGGAGAAUGUGGAUAUUGUCAUUUUUGCAACUGGAUACAAUGUUGCAUUCCCUUUUGUGGAUAAGUCAGUGAUUGAGGUGACUGACAAUCGUAUCCCAUUGUAUAAGCAUAUUUUUCCUAUUCAUCUGGAGAAGCCAACAUUCGCAAUUAUUGGUCUCAUCCAACCCCUUGGGUCAAUCAUGCCCACUUCAGAACUGCAAGCCCGCUGGGCUACCAGAGUCUUUAAAGGACUGAGUUCUUUGCCUUCAGUAAGCACCAUGGUGGCUGACACCAACCAAAGAAAUGAGAGAAGAAUACAACGGUUUGGCACCAGCCGCAAUCAAUCGAUCCAAACAGAUUUCAUUGAGUACCUGGAUGAGCUUGCUGUUGAAUUAGAAUCAAAGCCAAAUCUGUUCUCAUUGUUACUGCGGGAUCCCAAGCUGGCCAUGAUGAUCUUCUUUGGGCCCUGUAGCCCAUUCCAGUUUCGACUUAUGGGACCUGGGAAAUGGGCAGGAGCCAGGGAUGCCAUAUUCACCCAGAAGGAACGGGUCAUCAAACCUACUAAAACCCGAGUUGUGGGCAACUCUCCAAGCUAUAAACAGUUUUUCCUACUUAAAAUCAGUGGUAUCAUUGUUGUCUUGGCUGCUCUAUUCCUGAUCUCCACCAACUAAUACAAGAAUUAUGGUUUGAAUUUAGAUUGCAAAAGUUAUGCAUGGCUCCUCCUACAAUAAUCAGUUUAUCUGUGGAAUCAUUGAUUCCAUGGCUGCAGUCAGACCUCUAUUGUUACAAGCUUUUGCGUAUGCAUUCAGAAAUGAAAAAUGUUUUCUUCCUCAAAAAAUGUGCAAUAUAAAGGUGGUGUGCAAAGAUACUCUGAUAUAUGUCUGUAUAUAAAACAUAAGUAUUUACUUAUAAUCCCCCCCAAAAAAGUUCAACUUCCAGAUUCCUCUCCACUGUGCCUGGUGCCUCGAGAUACACCUGGCCAUGGGAGAGGCAGGCAGGGAGGCCGGAUGAGUGGGAGGAGAAUGAUGCAGUGGUGAGGAAACUCCCUGGGGUCCAUAGCAGUGAUGAUAGUGCCCUAUCUCUCCUUAUUGCCCCUAGGAGGGCUUUGAGAUUUUUUUUAAACUUUCAUGAAGGGUAAUCUACCUGACCCCCUGAAAAUGUGGAGGGCCAAGUGUAGCUGAGACCACAUAGCCCAUAGCAAUUCUGUCCAUAACUUCAAGGAAUAUUCAUCUUUCUCUUUACCCCCCCCCCCCCCUAGCUGUUUUAGAUUACAUGUAUUCACAUUCAUAUUGAAAAACAUCUAGGAAACUCAGUGAAAGGGUAGGCAGGGUACAAAAAUUUCAGAAUUUCUCAGAGAAUAUUUGUAGGUAUUUUGGUAUCUGUUUUGUAAGGUACUCAUUUUACAUUUUAUUGCAAGAAUACAUAAUUAAGUCAACACAGGUAAGACAGAAUAGAGGUACAGGCAAUCCACACAUUACGAACAAUAUAGGUUAUGUAGGUUUGUUCUUAUCCUGAAUUUGUUUAUAAGUUGGAACAGAUACAUUUUUAAGUGUAACUCCAGCCGUGUGUGUGUGUGUGUGUGUGUGUGUGUGUGUGUGUGUGUGUGUAUAGGUAAAGGUAAAGGUUUCCCCUGACGUUAAGUCCAGUCAUGUCUGACUCUGGGGGUUGGUGCUCAUCUCCAUUUCUAAGCCGAAGAGUCGGCAUUGUCCGUAGACACCUCCAAGUUCAUGUGGCCGGCAUGACUGCAUGGAGCGUGUGUGUGUAUGUAUGUAUAUAUGUGUAUGUAUGUGUGUGUGUGUGUGUGUGUGUGUGUGUGUGUGUAUAUGUGUGUGUGUGUGUGUGUGUGUGUGUGUGUGUGUGUGUAAGCUUUGGGUAGCAUAGGGGAAGGUUAAUACCCAUUGGUGUUUAUUUUGCUGUCUGUGUCCCUGUUCAGAAGGUUUCACCUCACUUUCUGUCCCUGUGAUAAUUGGAUUUUGACCAUGCUGGCUUGUUGUGGAAACAAGGAUUGGAGAGAAAGCUUUAGUGGAGACACCUUUUCCCCAUACCUCUUCCUUGAGUGAAUUUCCCUUCUGAGGGGUAGAUUUCCCUCACUUCCUGUUGUCUCAUCCUUGUUCUUAACUAUGAGUUGUUUGUAAGUUGGAUGCUUGUAACCCAGGGACUACCUGUACUCCACUGGCAAUCAUAGCACACCAAUUGUAAUCAAAUACAUUUUGUACAUUAAAAAAUGAGAGAAGCACAAGAGAACACUGUAUAAUAAAAUGCUUUCUUUUAAGAUGA
This is a messenger RNA of Anolis carolinensis (green anole), 3688 nucleotides long. RefSeq names its product dimethylaniline monooxygenase [N-oxide-forming] 2. Lineage: Eukaryota; Metazoa; Chordata; Lepidosauria; Squamata; Anolidae. The record is from RefSeq and is a predicted model, not a curated record. Gene Ontology annotation, molecular function: flavin adenine dinucleotide binding; N,N-dimethylaniline monooxygenase activity; NADP binding. Bases 478 to 2082 code for a protein of 534 amino acids. The transcript is spliced from 9 exons.